Molecule: messenger RNA, 1036 nt
Organism: Crotalus tigris (Tiger rattlesnake)
Lineage: Eukaryota; Metazoa; Chordata; Lepidosauria; Squamata; Viperidae
Product: olfactory receptor 10G6-like
Exons: 3
Coding region: 26-1036 (336 amino acids)
Biological process (GO): G protein-coupled receptor signaling pathway
Cellular component (GO): membrane
Molecular function (GO): olfactory receptor activity; G protein-coupled receptor activity
Source: RefSeq, a predicted model, not a curated record
UUGGGUGAUUAAAGCAAAAGUAUAUAUGGAGUGCCCAAAUCAAACAGCACCAAAUGAAUUUAUCUUCUCUAGGUUUCCUUGUACAGAAGAAUUAAAGAUGCCCUUGAUUCUCUUCUUCUCAACCAUGUUUGCACUCACCCUUUCUGGAAAUUCUCUGAUCAUCUUGGUGGUGAUCUCGGACCUUCAACUGCACAAGCCCAUGUACUGGUUCCUCUGUCAUCUUUCUAUCCUGGACAUGGCCUUUUCAGCUGUGGUGGUUCCCAAAGUUAUUGCAGGCUUCAAUUCUAGAGGAAAUAUCAUUUCUUUUCCAGGAUGCAUAACACAGGUGUUCUUGUUUAACUCUGUUGGGUGUGCAGAAUGUUUUCUCUACACCUUGAUGGGUUAUGAUCGCUUUUUGGCCAUUUGUAAACCACUCCACUAUAGCAAUAUCAUGAGCUGGAAAACCUGUUUCACCCUCUCCUUGGGUACCAUAAUUGGAGGCAGCCUCAAUUCUGCAUUUCAGACAACUAUCACCUUUCAUGCACCUUAUGGAGAGGACAAUUAUAUUGACUAUGUCUUCUGUGACAUUCCAUCCAUCCUUAGGCUGGUGUGUGUAGACAUAACAUUCAAUGAACUGAUGUUCAUUAUUGACAUAAAUUUUAUAACUAUGACCUGCUUUCUCCUCAUUCUAACCUCUUAUGCUUAUAUCAUCACAGCCAUUUUGAAGAUCAGUAGCAGUGUAGGACAGAAGAGAGCCUUCUCCACUUGCACUGCUCAUCUUACUGUAGUCUGCAUUUAUUUUCUUCCUGUGUUUUAUCGUUAUAUGAGGCCAUCUUCUCAGGACUCCAUGGAUAGUGUGGGAACAAACGCAAAACAUUCACCGAAGAUGGAAUGUUAUAAAAAUAUGUGGACACAGAAGAAUCUAACUGCUUCUACCUGGAGACAUCAAGAUGAGUCCAUCUUGGAGCAACUAAAAAGUAAUUGCUGUCCAUCAAGAAAAAGUUCAUCUGUUUUCCAUGAGGGGCUCAUUGAAUCUUCUGAACAGAAAGAGAAUUGA